This is a messenger RNA of Nylanderia fulva, 2532 nucleotides long. NCBI's taxonomy places the organism in Eukaryota, Metazoa, Arthropoda, Insecta, Hymenoptera, Formicidae. The record is from RefSeq and is a predicted model, not a curated record.
CGCGAAGGUCUUAAUGCUCGUCUAUGGGCGAUAUUCAUAGUCCGCAUUCUUAUAUUUAAGAUCCUUGUUCAACCAAUCAAGAGAUGCUAUGCGAUCAUUUGAUUGGUUGAACGAGGUCUUAAAACGAUCAUAUAAGAACCAAUUGUGAAUACCGACCUAUGUAUUUUAUAAGCUCCCGUAAACAAUAACCUAAAAUUUGUGCGAUAAACUUCAUAAAGGUGUAACGAAUUAGUUUUAUAAAUCGUAUAUUAUUUUCGACGAAAUAUAAUUCCUGAACAGUCUUAAAUUUGUAAUAUGUCGAAUAAAUUCGUACAUUCUGUUACGGUCCCGCGUAUUUACAAAUUUACGGCCAACAUUGUACGUCGCGUACAAGAGGAUGGAGCAAGCCUAAAAACUCUCAUUUACGAAAAGAAUCAUCCUAAUAAAGCUGGCAUAUAUGGUCUCUCGAUGAAUACUUUGCGAAUGCUGCCUCACUUAGACCAACUCUUCCACAACACCCACAUUCUUAUAGAACAACCGCGUUUGGAUCCCUGGCUAGCUAGAGUCCUCAUAACAGAGCUUUUAUGGGGCAAAAAAUGCCUAAAGGGCCAUUCUAAACCAGUUUUAACUGUGCUAUCUUAUGAGAAGAAGUUACAAGAAGAGUUGAAAAAUCUCAACUACAUAGAAACUCUCAGCUCUCAUAAAGAAAAAGUAGAAAUCUUUUUCUUCAUGGUCCUGAUUAUUCGCAACUGCAGAAUACUGUCCAGUAGACAGAAUAAAGGAGCUGCUGGAAUCAAUAACCUGCGGGAUCGUCAAAGAUCCUGUCGUCAGGAGCCAAGUUGUGAAAAAAAGAAUAACUGUGCGAUGGGUCUAGUGGAAGUUCUGGGAACAUUGUUCCUAUAUAGUGUUGCCAUGUUUACUUUACCGUUUGCUGCCUUCUUUGGGGUACAACAUUUCAUGACAUUAGAAUUUCAGACCGACACUUUUGUGACUAAUUGUGUUUCUGUGUUAGCUGCUGUAAUCACGGUGAACUUAAUUAUUUCUUGUUAUGCUUAUCAGGCUCUGCACGAGUCUAUUGAAGAGAAAGAACAGAGUGAAGAUGAAAUUAGAGUAGAAUCUAAAGAAAUGCAAAAGCCUCGAUAUGUCCGUGUCAACACUCUUUUACUAUCAAUAGAGGAAGCCAUCUUUUUUGAAAAAGAGGGAUGGCAGUUACUAUCCAGGAGCACAACAUAUUCUUCAUAUCUGCAAUCCUUAUCACAAUUAUCGGAACCUCAUUUUAUACAAGACAUACAUAUAUCGGAAGUGCUUGCUUUUCCGUCCUCAACAUCCUUUCAUGAACAUGCCGGCUAUCAAAAUGGCAAACUCAUUCUCCAAGAUAAGGCUAGCUGCUUAUCGGCGCAUUUGUUAAAUCCUGUUACUGGUUCCGUAGUGCUGGAUAUGUGCGCGGCACCUGGCAUGAAAACUACUCAUAUAGCAGCAAAAUUGCAAAAUUAUGGGGAGGUUUAUGCUGUGGAAAUCGAUGCUAAAAGAUUUGAAACCUUAUCCAAACAAAUACAGACAACUCAUUCUUCCUGUGUGAAAGUUCUUAAUCAAGAUGUUUUAACUCUCGAUCCAAGACGGUACUCACAUGUGAAAUAUAUCUUGGUCGAUCCAAGUUGUUCUGGAUCAGGUAUUGUGGACAGACCAGAACAAAGCAAUAUAAAUGACAAGUCUCUGUCAAAACGCCUGCAAAAUUUACAAUCAUUUCAAGUUUAUCUUCUUAGAUAUGCGCUUUUUAAUUUUCCGAAUGUAAGAAGAAUAGUCUAUAGUACCUGUUCUCUUUAUCCCGAAGAAAAUGAAGAAGUGAUAGACGAAGUUCUUGCUGAUAUUGGCAAUGCUUAUUCCCUGGUACCAGUUAAACAGUUGCUGAAAAAUAAUUGGAUAAAUUUUAGUUCCAAAACAUAUAAUUGCGGGGAUAAAUGUUUGUAUUCAAAACCAGAUAUUGAUUUCUGCAACGGUUUUUUUGUGGCGGUAUUCGAGAGAAAUUUUAAUGUGGCUUUGCCAGAAUCCAACCGCAAAGGAGGCAAUGUAAAUCUUACUAUAGCUAAUUUGGAUAUAAAAAAAAAUGAUAUGAAGAAAAUUGAAUACAAGCAAAAACAGCGCGAAAAGACAAAGAAGAAGAAAGAAGAAAUCUCAACAAAUGAUGGACAAGUAAAGAUAUCGAGAGACGUUGAAUUUGUAGUAUCACAAGUAGAAAACAAAAUAGAGGUAAAAAGAAAUAGAAAAAACGUAAGAACAAUCGAUGAUUGUUCUUUAUCAAAUUUUAAUCAUGAAGAAAUAACAUUGAAUAAUCCAGAAGACAUUCAAAAGAAGAUAUCAAAAGACUUGAAGCAAAAAACAUCAAGAAAGAAGAAAAGAUCAAAGUAUGAAAAUUUACUUGCAGAAAAAGAUAUGGAAAUGAAAGUUAAUUAUGAUUGUGAAGAAAAGGAGCUAAAUGAAGAAAACAAAAUUGAGCCACCAAAAAAAAGAAAGAAAGAUAAGGAGAUCUUAAAAGUUGAAGAGAAAAUAAAAUAG